Molecule: messenger RNA, 1918 nt
Organism: Toxotes jaculatrix (banded archerfish)
Lineage: Eukaryota; Metazoa; Chordata; Actinopteri; Toxotidae
Gene: necap2
Product: NECAP endocytosis associated 2
Exons: 8
Coding region: 58-831 (257 amino acids)
Biological process (GO): endocytosis
Cellular component (GO): clathrin vesicle coat; membrane
Source: RefSeq, a predicted model, not a curated record
GUCGUGGUGUCCACUGAAAGUCGGAAGUUGGUGUUUUUGUCAGUGAAACUUGACAAAAUGGCAGAAGACAACAGUUAUGAGUCAAUGCUCUGCGUAAAGCCCGAGGUUCACGUUUACCGGAUCCCACCGCGGGCCUCUAACCGUGGAUAUCGUGCUGCUGACUGGAAGCUGGAUGAACCUGCAUGGAGUGGUAGGAUGAAAAUCACAGCUAAAGGCAAGAUGGCCUUCAUCAAGUUAGAGGACAAAAACACAGGAGAGCUGUUUGCACAAGCUCCAGUCGAACAGUAUCCAGGUUGUGCAGUUGAAGCAGUCACAGACUCCAGCAGGUAUUUUGUGAUCCGGAUAGAGGAUGGAAAUGGACGUCACGCUUUUAUUGGUCUGGGUUUUGCUGAUCGUGGAGACUCAUUCGACUUCAACGUCGCUUUACAAGACCAUUUUAAGUGGGUGAAGCAAGAAGGUGAGCUCGCAAAACUGGAAGCUUCUCAGAGCACAGCACCUAAACUGGACCUGAGCUUCAAAGAGGGACAGACCAUCAAGAUCAGCAUCGGGAACAUAAAGAAGAAGGAUGCAGGUGGUGCCAAACCACGGCCAAUGGGUGGGGGUCUGCUCCCACCUCCACCUGGAGCAAAGGCUGGAGGUAUCGUACCGCCUCCUGGAGGACAGCAGACAGCCCCAGCUGUUCAGACUAACACUGCCCCCCUUUUAGACUUCGGUUCUCCCUUUCCCGUCCCCGCAGCCCAGCCCAGCUCUGACAUGUGGGGGGAUUUCACAUCUGCAGGUUCCAACUCCAGUAAAGAUGCUGUCAAACCAGGAUGGGUGCAGUUUAGUUGAGUCGGGAGAAAGCGUGCACACACUCAGGUUCCACACAUUCCACGGACAGGACCAUUGUGGCAAAAAAAAAAACAAAAAAACAAAGAAAGAAACUAAAAGAGAGGAUGUUUUUACAAGACUUGACUGGGUCAUUCGCUGCACUCGUUCUGUAAAGAGUUUGUUCACGUAAACUAUAGCCCACUGACCAACAAACUCUGGAGGAGCAAACAGUACAAUGUACAUAUAUUUUUUCUUUUUUUCCAAUCUUAGUCUUUUUUUUCCACAUUCUGCUGUGCAGUGGGAUCUGUCUUUUGAUUCUUAGUUGUCAGGUAACCACUUGACCGUCGCUGUUAGAGCCUCUGCUCUCUCUGAGAAAAGUGAGCAUAGUGAUGGUUGAAGGGAAAGGGUUUUCUCUCGUCACACUAACCAGGUGAAAACAUCAGUCCGUUGCCUUAAAUCAAAUGUGCCCUUAUUUUUUUCCUCUUUUCUAGUCCUGUCACUGUCAGUCUACCCAAAAUUUUGAUUUGAUUGUAUCCCUCUGGUCCUUGUCUUCACAACAUCAUGCAUUUAUUUUCCGAACAGUUUUCUCAAUACACCAGCACCACUCAUGUCAAGGUUUUCUUCACCAUUUGGGAAAGUAAUAUGGUUUACCUAUUGAAGUAUCCAUGUUUUGUUUAGUUGUAUGUCAGUGUGUGUUUUCUGUUUCUAUUUUCAUCUUCCUAGUUUUUGUUUUAGGAGAUUUUGCAAAGCUCCAUCGAUAUUUGAUGAUUAGUUUUAUGUUAAAGCUCUUAAGCCCUCAUCAAAAAUACCAGGAUUUUUUUUUUUUUUUUAAUCGUGGUGUUGGAAUAAAGUCAUGAUUGCCAUUUUGUCUGUCAUUCAGAGCUUGAAAAUGUUUUGUUGGUGUGUUCAUGCUUGUUUUUGUGUACACCCUUCACAUGUCUUUUCCUCUCGUGUUGUUGCUUUUUAAAAUGUGCCUUUUACCAAAUUGAAUUUUCCUUAAUCUCGUUGAAGAUUUGCAUUGAGUAUUUGAUUAAGUGCCUUUCUGAAAAUGAUCUAAAAUGUAUAAAAUGUAAACCUAUGUCUUCAUGUAAAUAAACGAUAUAUUUCA